Molecule: messenger RNA, 3940 nt
Organism: Anoplopoma fimbria (sablefish)
Lineage: Eukaryota; Metazoa; Chordata; Actinopteri; Perciformes; Anoplopomatidae
Gene: ubn2b
Product: ubinuclein 2b
Cellular component (GO): nucleus
Source: RefSeq, a predicted model, not a curated record
CGCCCCUGAAUAAUGAUAAUAAUGAUCAAGAUGGCUACUACAGAAUCCUCCUUGCGGUAGCUAACCUCCAAUUUCAUGGAAGCACUCAAAACUGCUAUUUCUCACAGUUUAAGUCCCUCGUAGGUGACGGGGGCUCUGCCAGGGACGACACUUUAUGGAUUAAUACGGGCGGGAAGGAGAUAAAAGUCAUUGUGUUGCCUGCCGGACACAUUCUGAGGAAGCUAGCUAGCAGAGCAACUAGCUAGCUCUAACGUUACUUGUCGACCAUCUCCAGGUUUUUAGCUUUCCAGCCAGCGGCGGCUCAGAGGAGUGUGGCCCGCCCGUCAAAUGGCAGAGCCGAGGAAGGUGCCGUUCGUCACCAUCUCGUCCUUCAACACUUCGCCGCCGACCCCGGAGUCCAGCAAGAAACGCCGCCGCGAAGACGAGGCCAUCGACAUCACUGGAGAUGGAGAUGGAGGUGGAGGUGGAGGUGGCGGUGCCGGGUCGGGAGGUGGCGGAGGUCCGUUCGGUAACGUGAACGCAACGGGAGGAGACGCGGAGACCGGGGAGGCGAAACCCACCGUCCGCCUCAACCUGCCGCUGUCCGAGCCAAGUGACCGCGGCUCCUCCGAGUUCAACUACGGAGAGCUGGUCAACACGACUCUUACUCAGGUAAAGCUUGCAGGUUCAACAGUCCCCAAAGGACUCACUCCUCCCCUGGACCCCAACGACCCGUUUGCUGACGAUGACCGGGAGAGACGGGAGGUAGAAGCGAUGGCCAAGAAAUUUGAGAACAAAUACGGUGGUGUCCCGAAGAAGAAGAAAAAGGACAGGAUGCAGGAUCUCAUUGACAUUGGCUAUGGCUACGAUGAAACAGACCCUUUCAUAGACAAUUCAGAGGCUUAUGACGAGCUGGUGCCGGCCUCCCUCACCACAAAACACGGAGGCUUCUACAUCAACACUGGAACUCUGCAGUUCAGAGCGGCGUCCGACUCUGAGGGAGAAAACGGCGGCACGGAGGACAAUCGUUUCAAGCAAAAGAUGAAAGAUGGUGAGGAGCGGGUGAUAAAGAAACGACGGAAAAAGCAAGAUGGUGGAAUUCUGGAGGAGAAGAAACCCAGGAAGAAUAAAGUACCAAAGGCCGGAGUUUCGGCCCUGAAUGUUCAUCGGCCUGAGAAGAAAAAGAGGAAGAAGCUGAUGAAGGAUUCUAUCCACCUGGCCAACAUGCUGCGUCGCUUCACCAGGGAGAAGGAGGAGAUGCGCAAGAGGAACAUUCCUGCUGUCGUUCUGCCGCGUCCCACCGCAAAUGUCGCCGCCAAAGCGCCCAACGCCACCAGCGCACUCCUCAAUGCCCAGUCCAAGGCUGCCAGCGGCAACGAAUGCAACAUAACCGACCUGGGCGCCGACCCGGCCGUGCUGUCGCUGCUGGGCACGGCCAACAACGACAUACUGCAGGACAUGAUGGGCGACCUGGACUUCGGGAUGCUGGACUCCCCUCAGCCCUCCAGUCCGCUGCAGGGAGAGAACGGCUCCUUUGGGAUGGGACACAAGGCCGGUGGCGUCAGGGUGACGCAGGGCAGCGUGAUGGCCCCUCCUCCUCUUCCCAGUGGACUCCCCGCCCCACUCAGCAAGCGCAUUGACGACCUGAGAGCGGCGUCCCGACUGUUUGAUGCGGAGGGCAGGAAGAAAUUCUUCACACUGGACAUGAACAACAUCCUGCUUGAUAUCGAGUUGCAGGUUCAGGAGCAGCCGACAGAGGUGCGUGCGGUCGUCUACUCCCACCUGGAGGCCUUUGUGCCCUGCAAUAAAGAAGCUCUGCUCAAACGCCUUAAGAAGCUCAGCCUCAACAUACAGGACGACCGCCUCCGAACGCCACUGCUGAAGCUGAAACUGGCGGUGUGCAGCGUGAUGCCGGAGCAGAUCGCCCGAUACAACAUGGACUGUAUCGCCAAGGUGGCAAAGCAGCAGUCGGGGGAGGGAGAGAAGAACGGGUCAGAGGAUGAUGACGAGGAGAAGCCAGGGAAGAGGGUGAUGGGCCCACGAAAGAAGUUUGUGUGGGACGACAAACUCAGGUUACUGCUGUGCAGCCUGGUGCGGGUGAAAAUGGGCUGCUAUGAGCUGGAGGGCAAGAACUCGCUGUCUCUAGAGGACUACCUCAAAGCCUUCAUGGAGACUGAAGUCAAACUUCUCUGGCCUAAAGGCUGGAUGCAGGCCAGGAUGCUGUUCAAAGAGAGCAUCAUGGCUCAUGGUCACCUCACAGGCUACACAGCAAAGAAAAAGAUGGUCACUACUCCCAAGGCCAAGCCAAAGGAGGCCGUGUGGGUUCAGCGGUCCACCCCCUCAGCGGGCGCCACUCCAUCCCCCGCAUCCCAGGUUGCCAAGCGACCGCUUCAGUCACCGUCCGAGCCCAUAUGUCUGGAUUCCCUUGACGAGGAUCUGACGGCCCCCUCCCUGGACUCCAUCUCCCAGGCCCUGGCCAUCCUCGGCAACGCGGCCAAGGGCCUGGCCCAUGGGGACAACCCCCCCUCCCCCGAUGGACCCAAGGCUGCCGCCAAGCCUUCCUCGCUUCACGUCUCGCCGCUCAUCCAGCAGCAGCAGCAGCAGAAGAAGAACACCGUCAGCACCCCCAGCUCCAACACACCUCACUACAUCUCUACCUCUUCGUCCAUCUCCACCUCUCUGUCUCGGCCCCUCUCCGUCACCUCUGCCCCUCUGCCCUCGUUGCGGACGGAUGGGAUGGGGGUCGUCAAGGGCGUGGCGCAGGUGCACAGACACUCAGUGUUGAACACUCAGAGGACGUUGGCUGUGGGUGUGGCCAAAGCAAACAUGCCCACCUCGGCGUCGUCGCCUAAACCGCGCCCACCGCCCACCGCGUCCCCACUCGUGGCCCCGGGAUCGAAGGCGGGUCCCACUUCCGGCCUCCUGAAAGGCAGCAAUAAUAAAGCCAACAGCGGCGACACCCUCAUCAUCACGUCACCUCAGUCACGGCCACACACGCUCAUAUCCUCCCCACACAUGCUCUCCAAAACCUUCCAGACGCCUCGCCUGUCCCAUACCCCGCUUAGCAAAUCCUCCUCCUCCCUCACUCAGACUCUCACGGGGGUUCAGCCCCGGCCGCAGUCCAACUUCAUCACCCCCAUGCACGCCACCCUCACCAAGUCGGCCCACAGCAGCAUCCCGCCGAUCGUCAAACUCACGCCGCGCACCCUCAACCCCGCCGCGACCACCACCACCUCAGCCUCGCCCUCCAUCUCCCAAAGUCCCAGGUCUCAGGCAAACCCCCCCAUACACCAGUACUCUCCCAAAAGCGCAGUCGGGUUCCGCCCGACGUUCUCAGGUGCCCAAGGAGGAGCAAGCAAGCAAGGGCAAGGCAGCUACACUCCUCAGGGCAGCCAGAAGACCCCCAACAACAGCAGCACCACCAACGCCAGCCUUAUUAACACCAUAUCCAUAAGCAAGCAUUCAGGAUCCAGUGCCUCCCCCACAAUAACCUCUGCCAACCAGGGCCAGCGUCAGAGGACGGGGGGCGGGACACCUCAGGGGGCCAAGCCGGUCGCGUCUGUCCCAGCGUCGUCCAUCUCUUCUCAGUUGACACAGGUUUCCACAGCAGGCAGCAGUGGUCUGCUCGGCACGUCCUCCUCGCUCCCCCUGGGGUUCGGGAUGCUCGGGGGCCUGGUGCCCGUAUCCCUGCCCUUCCAGUUCCCCCAGCUGCUGAACCUGCCCCCGCUGGGUACAGCGGUUUCCAGCACAGCAGCCGGCGGCUCGGCGGCCAGUAGCAAUGUAUCGUUCUCCACCCUGACCCAGAAUCUGUAUAAGAGUCUCCAGUCAGGGUCUCAGGUUGCUCUGCCUCCUCACUUGCAGCUCGCUUUCUCAGAUGUGAGUCAAAGCCAGGGAGGAGACGCUAAGAGGAAGACUCUAUGAUACAGCUGGAUUUCAAAGGCCCCGGGGGGACGCUGUCUAA